Ochotona princeps (American pika) is the source of this 2710-nucleotide messenger RNA. RefSeq names its product sosondowah ankyrin repeat domain family member A (gene SOWAHA). The transcript has a single exon. The record is from RefSeq and is a predicted model, not a curated record. NCBI's taxonomy places the organism in Eukaryota, Metazoa, Chordata, Mammalia, Lagomorpha, Ochotonidae. Gene Ontology annotation, molecular function: protein binding. The coding region runs from base 922 to 2583 and encodes 553 amino acids.
AGCCUUUUGAAAAGCUCCCAGCACAAACCAGGAGCUCCCGCAGUAUCUGAGAGCAAAAUUCUGAAAACAGCCUGAGGGCGGGCGGUCUGGCUUGUUAGGGUACCAGCGUCACACAUCACCCACUUCCCACUCCCGGUCCCCCUUCCUGGUAAUGAGGCCCCCAGAAACAGCAGUGAUGGCUCUGGUUGUUAUGUCCCACGUACCCACGUGGGAGACUGGAACUGAGUUCCGAGCCCCCCAGCUUCAGUUCAUCCCCAUGUCCCAAUCCUAUGUGAAAACGUGGUGCCUUAUGAGAAAAGUGCUUGCUAAUUAACCUCUUCUAGUGAUGCACUUCACGCACAGCCAGUCCUUUUUUGCGGUAGUCCGCAUGAAGCUGUCUUCCAGUACAAACGCAACCGCAAACUGGAGGGGCAGGGCUAUGGUUUUUAAAGACCGUUUGCAUCACGCCCCACUGUUCUGCAGUGGUUAGCUACUGCCUACGGCAAGCACACGCACGCUGCGCCCACUCGGCGCUGCGGGAUUGGGGAACACGCCCACCUAGCAACAGCACUGCGCUACGCCUUUAACUCCGGGGUGGGGGUGCGCACUACCCGCGCGCCCCCGGCUCCCUCCGCGGCGCCAGUGGCAGUCGUCACCUGUAAGGCGAGCAUCCUGCAACGGGCCAUGGAGCCCGGCGCCUAUUGGACAGCACAGAAAGGCUGCGGCCUGGGUGCCCAGCGGGGCGGGGGCGGCAGACCCCGGCUCCCUGUGCCCGGCCACGUCCCUGUCCUAGGGCGUGGGCCUGACUGAAGUCCAGCUUCGGCAACACGCCCAGGCCGCCGCAGGGACAGCGACCAGGCGACUCCCGGAACCCCCCGCUUCCGUGUGUCCAGCCAGCGGCGUGGCUUCCACCUGCCGCCGCGUCCCGGGCAGGCACUGGCCAUGGCGCUGGCUGCCGCCGCGGCCGCCGCGGCCGCCGGAGUGAGCCAGGCGGCGGUGCUAGGUUUUCUGCAGGAGCGGGGCGGGAAGGUGCGCAACUCGGAGCUGCUGAGCCGUUUCAAGCCGCUGCUGGAGGCCGGCGACCCGCACGGCCGCGCCGCGCGCAGGGAUCGCUUCAAGCAGUUCGUCAACGACGUGGCCGUGGUGAAGGAGCUGGACGGCGUCAAGUUCGUGGUGCUGAGGAAGAAGCCCCGGCGCCCGGUGGGAUCCCAGCCCCUGUCCCUGCCCCUGCGCAUCGCAGCGCCGCCGUCGAGUGCCCUCUCCGAAGCCCCGGCAGAAGGUGCUGCUCCUGCAGCUCAGUCCCCGGCCCCCGUGCAGCUGGACCCGGCGGCGCAGCCCGAACCACAGGAUGCCCCCGGGGCUCCGACCCCUGCCUCCAGUCCGCCCCCUGGGGAGCUGCCGUUAGGCUCGGUCCACGGCCCCGCAGACACCCAGCCUCCAGCCUCGGAGCCUGCCCAGCCCUCAGAGGGACCCUGCGCGGAUGCCGCCCCGCAAGCCGAGGCGCUGUCGGAGCCAUCCGCGGCCCGCACAGAAGCCCCCACCCCGGGCCCGGACUCGGGGCUGCCACCUCCGGCCCGGCGCGCGCCACCACCGCCGAAGCCCUGCAUGCUGCCGGUGCGCUGCCUGCCGGGCCCCGCUGCGCUCCGCAUCCGGGCUGAGGACCAGGGCCUGCGCCGGCAGCUGUCGGAAGAGCCCGGCCCACGGAGCUCCCCGCCUCUGCUGAGGCGGCUGUCAGUGGAGGAGUCCGGCCUGGGCCUGGGCCUGGGCCCUGGUCGCUCCCCGCACCUGCGGCGCCUGUCGCGCGCCGGUCCCCGCCUGCUGCUGAGCCCCGACACCGAGGAGGUGCCCGCCGCGCCACCGCCCUCAGCCGUGCCCCUGGAGCCGGCUGAGCACGAGUGGCUCGUGCGAACGGCCGGUGGCCGCUGGACCCACCAGCUGCACGGGCUGCUGUUGCGUGACCGCGGCCUGGCGGCCAAGCGCGACUUCAUAUCGGGCUACACCGCCCUGCACUGGGCUGCCAAGAGCGGCGACCACGAAAUGGCGCUGCAGCUGGUGGAGGUGGCGCGGCGCGGCGGCGCGCCCGUGGACGUGAACGCGCGCUCGCACGGCGGCUACACGCCGCUGCACCUGGCCGCCCUGCACGGCCACGAGGACGCCGCCGUGCUGCUGGUCGUGCGCCUCGGGGCGCAGGUGCACGUGCGGGACCACAGCGGCCGGAGAGCUUACCAGUAUCUGCGGCCCGGCUCCUCGUACGCGCUGCGACGCCUGUUGGGCGACCCGCGCCUGCGAGGCGCCGAGUCCGACGCCAGCGCCGUCGGGGGCGGCAGCUUGGCAGCCCGACGCCCGGUGCAGGUGGCGGCCACCAUCCUGGGCUCCACCACCAGCGCGUUCCUGGGCGUGCUGGCCGACGACCUGGUGCUCCAGGAUCUGGCCCGCGGCCUGAGGAAGUCCAGUUCCUUCAGCAAGUUCCUGGGCGCCUCGCCCAUGGCUCCGCGCAAGAAGGCCAAGGUCCGUGCGGGACUGCCAGCCUUCGCGGACGCCGCUCGCCGCCCAGCCCCGGGGCUGUUGGCAGGCCUCGUGCCCAGCGUGCCACCCACCACCUGACGGCCGCCUGGGGCUUGGGCCCGGCCCAGACCGAGGCCUCACUUGACACCGUGGCCCCUACCGGCACCGUUCCCGACUCUGUCCAGCAGGGCCCAGCCGGGCCACGUUGUCCGCCUAGAGGGGCCUC